AUGAUUCCACCAGGGGAGUGCAUGUAUGCUGGAAGGAAAAGAAGGAAGCCCAUUCAGAAACAGAGGCCGGCCACGGGGGCUGAGAAGUCAAACCCGUCCAAGCGGCACCGGGACCGCCUCAACGCCGAGCUGGACCACCUGGCCAGCCUGCUUCCGCUUCCUCCUGACAUCGUGUCUAAGCUGGACAAGCUUUCCGUCCUGCGUCUCAGCGUCAGCUACCUCAGGGUGAAGAGCUUCUUUGAAGCCGUGCAGAAGUGCCCACGGCAGCCGGCGGCUGGUACCCCCUCACCAGAAGACAGUGGUCUGAACGGAGGGUCCACCGUGCUGGAGGGAAGGCUGCUGCUGGAGUCUCUCGAUGGCUUUGCCCUGGUCGUGAGUGCGGAAGGCAUGAUAUUUUACGCGUCAGCAACGAUCGUGGACUAUCUGGGCUUCCACCAGGUAAACACAGCUCUUCAGCCUGCGGCGUGGGCAGCCGCUGGUGACAGCCGACCCUGUGGCCUGGACUGGCCCCUGCAGCACGUGGAGACAAUGCAGUUUCAAGGAAAACUAAAAUUCCUGUUUGGACAGAAGAGGAAGACUCCAUCAGGGACAGUCCUGCCCCCUCGGCUGUCACUGUUCUGCAUCGUGGUGCCCGUCCUCCUUCCUUCCGUGGCGGAGAUGAAAAUGAAGAGUGCGUUUCUGAGAGUGAAGCACAGGGUGGACGUCUCAGGCUCAGUGGACGCAAAAGCAAAAGCUGCCUCGAGUCUGUGUGACCCAGCAUCGCAUGGAAAACCCCACUGCCUGGCAGGGAGGGGCAUUGGAGAAAACAUUUCAGCGCUCAAGGCACAAGCGGAUGCAGGCUGCUGGGCCCGGGUUCCAGCCAGAGCCCCAUGUCCCUGCCUCAGGAGCAGCCCGGACCUCGUUUCUGACCCCGAGGGGGCCGCCGGGGACAGGGGAGGAGAGGAGCACGGGGGGGUGCCUGGCAGCACUCCCGGAGCCAGGGGGCGGAGGGAAAGACCUGCGUAUAGUUGCUGCUUUGAGGCGCCUGGACCCGUGAGGCACCUGAACUGGAUGACAGGGAAACAUGGUCCAGAUGGUGGCACCAACGUGAAGCUGGGACCCAGUAAGAGUGACCCGUUCUCCACACACACCGUGUCCCGUGGCUCCUGCGUGUCCUGCCCCGGUGUUCAGGGCACUGUCCAUAGCAGUGGGGUUACUGCUUUCCGGAAUUCACCUGGCUGUCACCCAGGAAGCCACUCUCCCAGUGCCUAUGCCAGCCGCACGAGCAGAGCCUUGCAGGACGGCUGCAAGGGGCCCCCUCUGCCCAGCUGCCCCUUUCCCCAGGGGAGCCUGGACAACGGGCUCCCUCCGCCCGGAGGGCAGCGUCUCGCAGCGGGGGGCUAUUCCACCGAGGACGCCAAGUUUCGAGGGGGGCCGGUGCCCGCGGGAGCCCCGUGCAACCCCGUGCUGUCACUUGAUGUGCCCGUCAAGCUGGAGAACGACUCUGGGUCUGAGGACGCGGCAGACGGCUACCUCGUGUCCCCAGGCCAGGUGUGGCCGGGAGCCGGUGGUGUGGCCAAGAGACAGCUGGUCACUUUCCCUACCAGGAUACACCUGAAGACGGAGUCAGACUCCAGACCCCACCUGUAUGCGCCGCACCUGGGGCACAGCAUGCUGGGGGCUCACCUGAGCGGCAGGGCUCCACUCAGACCUGGCGAGGAGCCGGCGCCCUCCCGCCCCGCACGCUGUGCCUGCCUGCAGCAUGUGCAUGGCCUUCCCGAGCCAGAUCCUCCCCGCCACCUCCGUGCACACGGUCACCAGCCCCCUACACUGGGCCGUGACUGCAGAGCUCCCGGCACCACACCCGUUGUCAAGCGCGAGCCCCUGGACUCACCCCCAUGGGCAAGCCACAGCCAGGGUGGGGUGCCCGGCAUGUUCCCCAGAAGUGCCUUGCCGACACUGAUGCCCCCCAAAGCCCCCGAGUGUGCUUUCCUGCCGUAG
Molecule: messenger RNA, 1980 nt
Organism: Puma concolor (puma)
Lineage: Eukaryota; Metazoa; Chordata; Mammalia; Carnivora; Felidae
Source: RefSeq, a predicted model, not a curated record